UUGGCGGUACGCGGACUGUGGUGACUAGAUCUUCUUGCUCUCCUCUCUUUUUGCUGCGCUUUUUCUUAGUGCAGUUCGCUUCAGCCCCCUCCACUCCGCAUGAUCAGCGAUCUCUGUUCCUCGGUUAUCUGUUUGAGAUGAAGCUUGGAUUUACAAGAGAAUCAAGUUUGGUAUUGUAUUUCAACUCAUUAGUGUCAAGAUGGAAACCUGUCACAUUUGAAGAAUCUCUCUGCUUCGUGAAGAAAGUAAAGGCUCGUGAUUAUCGCAUAUAUAUUGCAUUGUUUGAAAUUCUCAGCCAGAAGGACCAGAUGCCUUCAGAAACCUACCAUGAUCUAUUGUUGCUCUUUGAGAAUCAUGAUGAUCUUCUGAAGGAAUUGAUGCGAUUCAAACCUCAUGAUUUCGAACGGAGGAUCAGCCACCACAAUUCAUCAGGAAUGUCUCUUUUUCUUGUGCCAUUGUUUAUCUUGAGUUUGAUUCUGAUGUUUGAGCAACCUUUGAGAUGUUUUAUUCAACAAACUUUGGGAACUUAAGCCAACUUCCUGAGGGUUAAGGUUAUGUGCACAGUUGAUUCUCCUUGUGGAAUAAAUUUCUAUUCCUCAACUUUAGCUCUUGGAGUCUAUUUCUUCGUCUUCUUCUUCUUUAUGAGAAUUUAUUGUAGCAAGAAGUUGACAUUGGCUAUAGUUCAAAAGAAAUAUCAAAUAUCACCACGAUAA
Messenger RNA from Zingiber officinale, 713 nucleotides. RefSeq names its product paired amphipathic helix protein Sin3-like 5. Bases 138 to 530 code for a protein of 130 amino acids. Gene Ontology annotation, biological process: regulation of DNA-templated transcription. The transcript is spliced from 4 exons. NCBI's taxonomy places the organism in Eukaryota, Viridiplantae, Streptophyta, Magnoliopsida, Zingiberales, Zingiberaceae. The record is from RefSeq and is a predicted model, not a curated record.